Messenger RNA from Drosophila willistoni, 467 nucleotides. Its product is annotated as nuclear protein 1. Gene Ontology annotation, cellular component: nucleus. NCBI's taxonomy places the organism in Eukaryota, Metazoa, Arthropoda, Insecta, Diptera, Drosophilidae. Gene Ontology annotation, biological process: regulation of transcription by RNA polymerase II; negative regulation of cell population proliferation; negative regulation of cell cycle. The coding region runs from base 103 to 309 and encodes 68 amino acids. The transcript has a single exon. The record is from RefSeq and is a predicted model, not a curated record.
UGAAUUUUGAAAAAAAUUGUGAAAAAAAUCAACAAAUAAAACAAACAACACACCUUUAACUGCAACUUAGAUCUCAAAAGGAAAAGAAGUUAACGCUCCAAAAUGUCCGAAACCCAUUAUGAUGAAUAUGAGCACUACAACUUUGACCAUGACAAGCACAUUUUCUCCAGUCACAGUGGCAAACAACGUUCGAAAAAGGAGGCUACUGAGCAUACCAAUCACUUUGAUCCUUCUGGCCACUCGAGAAAAAUUCUUACCAAACUCAUGAAUACCAACCACAACAAUAACAAGAAGGCUUGCAAAAACUGAUGUCAGGUCAAUCAAGACUUAAUUGAAGAAAGUAUCCAGCAAAAGGAGAGAAAAGUAAAGUGUGAAAGGAAAUCAAAGCGAAUUUAAAGGUUAUAAAAAGAAAGAAAAACGUCCGACCGAGAGAGUCUACUCAUAGGAGAAAAGGCAAAAAUUAAAAA